Messenger RNA from Strongyloides ratti, 684 nucleotides. Its product is annotated as GrpE protein homolog 2, mitochondrial. The transcript has 5 exons. Gene Ontology annotation, molecular function: protein-folding chaperone binding; protein homodimerization activity; adenyl-nucleotide exchange factor activity. Gene Ontology annotation, cellular component: PAM complex, Tim23 associated import motor. The record is from RefSeq and is a predicted model, not a curated record. Gene Ontology annotation, biological process: protein import into mitochondrial matrix; protein folding. The coding region runs from base 1 to 684 and encodes 227 amino acids. NCBI's taxonomy places the organism in Eukaryota, Metazoa, Nematoda, Chromadorea, Rhabditida, Strongyloididae.
AUGUCAAAAAAUUCGUUGACUGCAAGAAAUAUAAAUUAUAAAAUCAAUUGUAAAAUAUGUAUCGUUGUGGUAGUUAGAUUACACAGUUCGGUAAAUUUAUUUUCAACAUCACCAAAUGAAGAUAAUGGUAGUGAAGCAACGAAAGAAUUAAAAUUCUCUAUUAAAUGUGAAGAGUUGAAAGCUCCAGAAAGUGCUUUAAAAACUAUUGGAGAAGAAUAUGAUACUCUUAUGAAUGAGGUUUCAGAUUUGAAGAAUAAAUAUUUAAGAAGUGUUGCAGAGACAGAAAAUGUAAGAAAGCGUGGUAUAAGAUUAGUUGAUGAUGCAAAAGUUUUUGCAAUUCAAGGAUUUUGUAAAGACUUAUUAGAAGUUGCAGAUAUUUUAAAUUUAGCUAUUGAUGCUGUACCUAAAGAAGAAAUUAAAAAUGAUAAAAAGUUAAAGGAUUUGUAUGACGGUGUUGUAAUGACUAAAGAAGUUUUAUUGAAGACAUUCAAUAAACAUGGAUUAGUGCCAGUUAAUCCAGAAGGUCAGAAAUUUGAUCCAAAUUUACAUGAAGCUGUUUUUCAAGUACCAAAAGAACAAGCAACUGUUCCAGCAGAACAUAUUGCUCAUGUAGCCAAAAUUGGUUACUAUCUUCAUGGUCGCCCUAUUCGUCCAGCUCAAGUUGGUGUUGUAAAAUCUGAUUAA